UGUCUUAACUACAAUGGUCUAUUAUUUAGACUUAUUAGUUAAUUUAUUUUUUCUUUUAGGGGCGUUUUUUUGCAUCUUAAGUUGUGACAAUCCAUUUGUUUAUCGUUGGUCUGUUCAUGGUAAACAGGUGGCAUUACUGUCUGCUGAGGAUUCCAAGCGUUACAAUCCAUUUCGUGUUUCUAAGCAGUUGUUCAUUCAUUUUUACAUUUGGGGUCUUUUUAUCAAUGCGAUUUUAUUUUUUUUGGAGUUGAGUCUAUGGAACCUUUUUAAUCCUUUUCGCGCUUUGUUUGGCGUUCAUUUAAUUCGACGUUAUUUAGAGCAGAAGUAUUUAUUCAACGUUCUUCCAAGUUCUAGUAUGCAUUUUACUGCUUAUAUAUUUGGCGCAUGUUAUUACUUUUUUGUACCAAUCGCUUUGUGCCAUCCCGACUAUCACAUUUCUGCUCUUCACGUGGCCGCCUUCAUCGUAUCGCAAUAUAUGCAAUUUAAAUCUCACUAUAUAUUACACACUACCAAGCGAGGUUCACGUCGUUUUGGUGAGGUAACCUAUGGCGUGCCUACUGGUGGACUUUUUAACUACAUACUCUGUCCGCAUUACUGUUCUGAGGUGAUAGUGUACCUAUCAUUACUAUGUAAUGUUGAGAUGUUUUCAUGUUUUUUCUUUGUGUCUACUGCUAUGAUCGUGCAGGCAUUAUCGCACCGCAAGUGGUACAUUGCGGCAUUUUUACCAAGCGAGCUGCAUACGGUGUACAGCAUAGUCCCCUAUGUUAUAUAAUUCAGGUG
This is a messenger RNA of Babesia bovis T2Bo, 780 nucleotides long. RefSeq names its product 3-oxo-5-alpha-steroid 4-dehydrogenase family protein. Gene Ontology annotation, biological process: polyprenol catabolic process; dolichol-linked oligosaccharide biosynthetic process. NCBI's taxonomy places the organism in Eukaryota, Apicomplexa, Aconoidasida, Piroplasmida, Babesiidae. The coding region runs from base 14 to 772 and encodes 252 amino acids. The record is from RefSeq and is a predicted model, not a curated record. The transcript is spliced from 6 exons. Gene Ontology annotation, molecular function: 3-oxo-5-alpha-steroid 4-dehydrogenase activity. Gene Ontology annotation, cellular component: endoplasmic reticulum.